CCUCAGCAAAAAGAGGAGGAUUGGCGGCAGAUGUUGGCUCAGGGCUAAUCUUCCUCAAAAAAAAACCCUCGGUGUUAAAAUAACAGCACUUUCCACUUGCAUAGCAUGUUCCAGUUUGCAAUCAGCGAUACGAUCAUUAAUAGCAGGCUAUUGCAAUCAUUGAUGCAGUCGUUAAGAGCUGCGGCUCUGGAAGCCCUCAGGCUUGGUGAGAAUUGGCUUUGCCGCGGGCUGAAUAUGUGAACUCAGCAAGUUAUGUAACCUCUCUGAGCCUCAACUUGCUUGUCAGUAAAGUGGCACCAUGCAUAGUACCCACUUUAUAGGGUAUUGUGAGGAUUAAAUGAAGUCAUGCAGGGAAGGGAUCAGCACAGGGCCUUGGCAUGUUGUAAAAGCUCAAUAAACAGAAGAUGCUUCGAGUGCCUCCUGCUUCUCCUGGGUUCCCCUAGGAGCUUCCCAGACCUGUCUUCUCCCCCUCCUCCACCCCACACACCAGGGCCACAUGGGGGAAGAAAACAAAGUUUUAUACAACAAUUCCACUGUGUCCAGUCUCUUCAAUACAUGACCUCAUAAACCUGUGAGUUAGAUGGGAUCACUCCCAUUUUAUACUUGGCGACACUGCUGCUCAGUGGGAUUCUGUCCAUGCAUGGGUUCGCGUAGCGAGAGAAUGUCUGAACUGAGGUUUGUUAUGGCACCAAAGCUGGUCCUGCUUUCCUUCAGCCAGGCCACUUGCAUACCGAUUAAAAACAGAGUGUCGUCAGGAAGGGGCUGGUGGUUUCCCUCCCACGUAGAGUUCUGACUCUAACUUUGCCUCACGGUGCACUUACACACGGGGUCUAGAGUGCACAUACGCUUUCCAUCCUCAUUUUAUGUGUUUACUUGAUGCCUCUUCCUUUGUUUCUCACGAUUGCCACCUGUGUCAUUAUUACGUGUUUAGCACAGUGCAAAGCAUGUACUAGAGUGUCUUGCACGAGUCAGUGCUCAAUAAAUAUUUACUUAAGAUAUAAAUCAGUCCAUCAUUCAUUUUCUGAAGAAUGCUGCAUCUCUUUGCUUGCUUUCUAGGAAGCCUGGCUUAAGGCUCCAUGUGAACAAGUACCUGAUAAAUUAACUACAGGUGAACUGACACUCUUUCAAGCCCCUACGAGGUGCCAGCCAUGGUGUUGGUGCUUCAUUCUUUCAUUUCAUUCCCUCUCUCCCCUCCAUUCUUUUUUCUCCGUCUCCUCAUUGCUCUGCUGUUCUGUGCCAAGCACUGUCCUCAGUCCAGGAAGUAGUGGGUGAGUAAAGUAUAGUCAGGUCUUAAGGAGCUUAUGUUAUUUCUCCUAAUCCUCGUAAUAACCUCAUGGGGUAGAUUUUUUUAUAUAUAUAGGAAGGAAAUUGAGACCCAUGAGGUUAAGUAAUUGCCUAGGGUUGCAGAGUUUACUUAGUCACUUGUAAGGGGAGGACUGGAAUUAGUGUCCUCCUGGCUUGCAAGGCCAUGUUCUUUUCACUGCACCAAGCAGAUCUAAGGAUCAAACAGAAAGAGUGAUGGCAGAAAGGGACUAAAGUGGAAAGCCUUGGGGGCGGGCGUGAUAUAAAAAUUAUAAUAGCUAAGACAUACAGUGCUUACCAUGUGGCACUUUAUGUGCCUCAUUCACUUAAUUCUCAUACAGACUCCCUGAGGCGCUGUUAUUCCCACCUCCAUGUUGCAGACAAAAAGCUGAGACUCAAGAAGGUUGAGCCGUUCACCCAAGGUCAUACAGCGAGGAAGUCAGACCUGAACCUGGCAGUUGAGCACCACAGCGCGUUGUCAUUAAAACAAACCAAAAAAGUGCUGUGUCACAAACAAGUGCCUGGGAAUCAGAGUGGCUCCACGUAUCUAGAACUUGCUCUGUGCUGGGCACUAUGCUAAGAGCCUUCCAUGCAUUUGUUCACUGAAAUCUCACCACUAGGAUGAGGUAGGCAGGUUAUUAUCCACCUUUUACUCAAGGGGACACUGAGGUUUAGAGGCUUUGCCCAGAGUCAUUCAACAAGUGAGUACUAAGGCUGGAAUUCAGACCAUUCAUUUGUAGCUAAGUUACUAAGUCACAUGCUUAGCCUUCCUUCUCUAGGUGAUCCUCAGGACAUGAUUCCAAAGAGAGAAAAGAUGAUAUGCACCAAAUUGGUCGUUAAAACAUUACAAAAAAAUAGGAACACUAGCUCCAUGAACAGUGGGCAUCUGUUAAACAAUGAUGAAUAUGAAGACUGUGGCAACAGAGGACAAAUCUGCGUGAUAGAAUGUUAAGAGGAAGAGGAAUAGAAAUCGUAUGUUCAUUGGGGUUCGUUUACAUAUACGCACAUGUGGACGUGAGGCGAAGCAACAUGGAGAAAGGACACGUAAUUCACGAGUUAAAGGGUGGGAUUGUGGGUGAAUGUGUUUCUCUUUCCAACAUUUAAAAAUAUGAUUUCUACGAUAGAUUUAACACCAGAAAGCAAAAAGCAUUUUGCCUCAGCGAAGGGAGUUUUGGAGAUUUAUCUCAAAAGUUCAGGCUAGUUUUAAGACUGUUUGGGUCCUGCAGCCAGGAGUGCCUGACUCCUAAGGUUUGGGGGGGAAUCACAUCCCCUAAGAGAGGGGGUGAGAAGAAGUGAGGAAGAGGUGGGGGGAAAAAAAGGUGAUGAUCAAGAAUCAAAUAAUAUCAGAUGCUGUGCACAGUGAUUAGCCUUGGCUCUGGUAACCUUUUUCAGAUUCUUACAUGUUUUAAUAAUAUCAUCAUAAUAGAAAUAGAACAAAGAAAAAGACUGCUGACAUUGGGUGUGAUAGUUAUGCGCCACCCCAAAGUAGAGGAGGAAUGACAUCCUUACAACCUGGCUAUGUGAUUGUGUACAUUAACUCUUGCAUUCCCUGGCAUGUUUUCAGAGUGGAGAUGUGCUUUUACAGUGAAUCUGUCUUCGACAGGAGAUGGCACCGAAUACCUAGCUUUAAUUUUCUCUAGUCUCCAGGGAUCCUUGAUGAGUUGAUGAUCUGUGAACUAACCACAUUGGUGCACCCUUGGGGUUUCCUCAUUAAUCCUUGUAUAUUGUAAAUAAUGAUACCUUACUUAAUCUCUUUACCCACUUUAGAGUUUUAUAUAUUGUGUUUUCUUAAAUUGAGAAAGGGCAGUGACAUUAUGGAGCACAUAUUGUGUGUCUCAUAUUCUGUUAGACAUAACUUAGUACUCACAAUCAGACUGCAAGGAAUAUAUAGUUAUGGGUAUUAUAAGUUAAUGCUUGGUUCGAGUCAGAUUCAAAUGCUGGCUCAGCUGCUUACUGGCUGUGUGACCUUGGGCAAGUCAUUGCUGUGAUAAUGAUGUUGAUGAAAAUGAUGGUGCUUGCACUGAGAGGCCACAAUCCAGAUAUCAUUAGUGUCACCUUGGACUCACCUGCAUCAUGCUGUGAUGAGACCCCAGCUGAUGAGGAAGAGACAUGGGGACACUGGCCACAUGGAUUGGCUAGAUGAGUGAAGACAGUUAGCUAGAAAGAGGAUAGAGUUCUUGUCUUUUCUCCUCUCACUGCAUCUGUUCUAGCUCAAGCAUCCAAGACUUAGAUUAUUGCGGUGGCCUCCUACCGAGGAGGACCAUUACGUCCUAUUCUCCUGGGAAUCCUGGUUUACAUGGGUAGUCCUGACAAAAUUAUUAUCAAUGCUGUUCUUCAAUCUCAAAAGUGUCUAGGUUUGGAUAAGUCAUAUGGUCACUCCACUACAAGGCCUCUUGUUUCCCUUUCUCUUUCCUCUAAGAUUGUGUUCAGCAGCCCCAGAGGGAGCUGCCCCCAGAACUGCUUUGCUUAUGCCACAUCCUGCUAAAACACUCUCAAAGGUUCCCAAUCACCGACAGGAUAAAACCCAGACUCCUUAACACAGCCCUGAGUGCAGAGGCAUGCCCCACAGCAUCUUCUAGAGUCCUAGUUUCUGUAAACACGAGAGUCUCAAUAAACACAUGUUGAAUUAGUACCUGAAUGAAUGUGAGCAUUCACACUCAGGGUGCAUGUCAAUUUCUUCAAUGCUUUUGUCUUCUCUCAGCCUCAGGGCCUUUGCACAUACUGUUCCUUCUGUCAGGAACACUUCUCCCUCCCUCUUUACCUGGGGUAGUAACAUUAUGCCUUCUCACUUUUUAGCUGUCCAUUUAAUUCAAUUUCUUCUGAGAAGCUUCCCUGGCUCUCACAAAUUAGGUCAGACCUCGUUUUUUUCUCUCCUGUGCCUUUCUUGGUAAUUACCUCUCUAUUGUGUGAUUAUUUAAUAGCUGACUCCUGCACUAAACUCUAACCUUCCAUGAAGACAGAAGCUGUAUCUGUCUGGUUCACUGCGACGUCCCUACUGUAUGGCUCAGUGCCUCGCACAUAGUUCUCCAUAAAUAGUUGAUAAACAAAUAGUGGGGCGAAUGAGUGUAACUCCCCUAGUAGGCUACCCUUUCUGAGCCAGUGCAGUUCCUGUCACCUGGGUAGUGCUCUCCAAUAGCUUCCGAGCACACUUGGAAUAAAUGUGAAGUCCCUAUAAACAUUGGGCCCUUCCUGACUUUCUGACCUCAUUUCCCACUGCUCUCCCCUUUCCUCCCCUCCUCCACCACACUGGUUUCCUGGUGCUGCCUCACACACUCCAGGCCCACUCCUGCCUCAGGCCUUUGCACGUGCCCCAACAUCACCUCCUCCGAGAGGCCUUCAGCUUCCUGCUACCUAAGACAGCACCCCAUCUCUAUCCCAUUCCGUGGCUUCAUUUUCUUCUUAACACGCCUUGCACUCUGUUUAUUUGGUUUUGUCUGUCUCCACCACAGACUAUAAGCUCCCUGAGAGCAGGGAGCUGGCCUGCCAUGUUCAUCACUAGGUCCUCAGAGCCUGGCAAACAGUCGGUGCUAAAUCAAUAUUUGGUGAGCGAGGGAAGGAAUAAAAGCAGGGGCAGGAUGCAGAUGCCCCUUGGAGACAGGACAGGGGCCCCUUCCUAGGACCCAGUGGCCUUUGGGGCAGGGCCAGUGGCGUCGCCAUGGCAACCCACUGACCUGAGGGCACCCUGCCAUCCCAGGGAGGCCACAGCUGCAGCCUCCUGGGGCCCAGACUUUCCACACGAUCCUGUGUGUCACCACCGUGGGAGUCCAGGGGAGAGAGAAAAAGAGGCCGAGAGGGAAUGAUCAGGAGGAAAGCACAGCCUGGUGCCGGGGGCGACGGGAGCAGACCACGUGGGCCUGAUUCCACUGAGAGCUGGAUUGAAAGAUGUCUCAAUGAAAGUGAAAACAAACGUUAUUCCAGCCACACCUCUCUGGGGAAUGUCUCUAAUGAUGAAAAUGAGGAAAAAGAAAAUAACCGCGCGUCCAAGCCGCACUCCACUCCUGCCACGCUACAAUGGCUGGAGGAGAAUUAUGAGAUUGCAGAAGGGGUCUGCAUCCCUCGCAGCGCCCUUUACAUGCAUUACCUGGAUUUCUGCGAGAAGAACGACACCCAGCCUGUGAAUGCUGCCAGCUUUGGAAAGAUCAUCAGGCAGCAGUUUCCUCAGUUAACCACCAGAAGACUCGGGACCCGCGGACAGUCAAAGUACCAUUACUACGGCAUCGCGGUGAAGGAAAGCUCCCAAUAUUAUGAUGUGAUGUAUUCCAAGAAAGGAGCCGCCUGGGUGAGCGAGACAGGCAAGAAAGAAGUGAGCAAGCAGACGGUGGCAUAUUCACCCCGGUCCAAACUUGGAACGUUGUUGCCAGAGUUUCCAAAUGUGAAAGAUCUAAACCUGCCAGCCAGUCUGCCUGAGGAGAAGGUUUCUACCUUUAUUAUGAUGUACAGAACACACUGUCAGAGAAUCCUGGACACUGUAAUAAGAGCCAACUUUGAUGAGGUUCAAAGUUUCCUCCUGCACUUUUGGCAAGGAAUGCCGCCCCACAUGCUGCCUGUGCUGGGCUCCUCCACGGUGGUGAACAUCGUCGGCGUGUGUGACUCCAUCCUCUACAAAGCUAUCUCCGGAGUGCUGAUGCCCACCGUGCUGCAGGCAUUACCUGACAGCUUGACUCAGGUGAUCCGAAAGUUUGCCAAGCAGCUGGAUGAGUGGCUAAAAGUGGCCCUCCACGACCUCCCAGAAAAUUUGCGAAACAUCAAGUUUGAACUGUCGAGGAGGUUUUCCCAAAUUCUGAGACGGCAGACAUCACUAAAUCAUCUUUGCCAGGCAUCUCGAACAGUGAUCCACAGUGCAGACAUCACAUUCCAAAUGCUGGAAGACUGGAGGAACGUGGACCUCAACAGCAUCACCAAGCAAACCCUUUACACCAUGGAAGACUCUCGCGAUGAGCACCGCAAACUCAUCAUCCAGUUGUAUCAGGAGUUUGACCACCUCCUGGAGGAGCAGUCUCCCAUCGAGUCCUACAUUGAGUGGCUGGACACCAUGGUGGACCGAUGUGUUGUGAAGGUGGCUGCCAAGAGACAAGGGUCCCUGAAGAAAGUGGCCCAGCAGUUCCUCUUGAUGUGGUCGUGUUUCGGCACAAGGGUGAUCCGGGACAUGACCUUGCACAGUGCCCCGAGCUUCGGGUCUUUCCACCUAAUUCAUUUGAUGUUUGAUGACUACGUGCUCUACCUAUUAGAAUCCCUGCACUGUCAGGAGAGGGCCAAUGAGCUCAUGCGAGCCAUGAAGGGAGAAGGAAGCACCGCAGAAGUCCGAGAAGAGAUUAUUUUGACGGAGGCUGCCCCGCCAACCCCUUCACCAGUGCCAUCGUUUUCUCCAGCAAAAUCUGCCACAUCUGUGGAAGUGCCACCUCCCUCUUCCCCUGUCAGCAACCCAUCCCCUGAGUACACUGGCCUCAGCACUACAGGAGCGAUGCAGUCAUAUACAUGGUCUCUUACAUACACAGUGACAACGGCAGGGUCCCCAGCUGACAACUCCCAACAGCUGCCCUGUAUGAGGAGUACUCAUGUGCCUUCUUCCUCCGUCACACACAGGAUACCAGUUUAUCCCCACAGAGAGGAGCACGGAUACACGGGAAGCUAUAACUACGGGAGCUAUGGCAACCAGCAUCCUCCCCCGAUGCAGAGCCAGUACCCGGCCCUCCCUCACGACACAGCCAUCUCUGGCCCACUCCACUACUCCCCUUACCACAGGAGCUCUGCGCAGUACCCUUUUAAUAGCCCCACUUCCCGGAUGGAACCGUGUUUGAUGAGCAGUACUCCCAGACUGCAUCCUACCCCAGUCACCCCCCGAUGGCCAGAGGUGCCCACAGCCAACACCUGCUACACAAGCCCGUCUGUGCAUUCCACGAGGUAUGGAAACUCUAGUGACAUGUACACACCCCUGACCACGCGCAGGAAUUCUGAGUAUGAGCACAUGCAACACUUUCCUGGUUUUGCUUACAUCAACGGAGAGGCCUCCACAGGAUGGGCUAAAUGACUGCUAUCAUAGGAAUUCAUAUUUAAUAUUAAUAAUAAUUAAUAAUAAUAAUAAUAAACCCAUACCCACCCCCAGAAGACUUUCUCUCUAUACAUCAUAACUCAUGGACUAUUCCUAGGCGUCCAUUUUCCUAAUGAGUGUGAGACUGGGAUUCAGUGUGGGAUAAAUAAACUUUAGUUCAGAAACAGGACUCACUAAAGUCAGUGAGAUUGGGUUCCUGUAGCCAAGCCAGACCUGACUGUUUCUAUAGAGCACUAUCUCGGGCAGGCCAAUCUGUGCCUUUUCCCUUUGUUCCAUGAUUUUGCUUUGUGUUGGCAACCACUCCCAGUAAGCUACUUAUUUUCCUGUUGACAAAAGCUCUUUAGUCUUGAAGGAUGGAUACUGGAGACAGAUCUGGUUUGUGUUCUUGGAUGGGCACAUAAUUUACCAAGAGCAUUCACCUUUCCAUCUAUCUGUCAUUUUACUGUACAAUGAACAGCCCUCAGAUAUGUUCUACACAUCCUUUCUUCCUGGUGGUGUCAUUACUGGUUCCUGGAGCACCAGGGCUAAAAGGAGGUUUCUGGAAACUCUAGAUUCCCCGUUACACUCAUGUCAGUCACAGUAUCUGCAUUGUCUUGGAAUGUAAGCACUGUCUAGAGGGAAGGAAGAGGCUGGUUCUGUAUGCCUUAAGUUGAUUGAAGUUUGUAGGGGACUGGUUCUCCUACACACAAGUAUUUGUCCUAAGUUUGCACAAUGGCUAGUGUCAGCAAAAGGCAGGAGGGGGGGUUUAAGUUCUGUAAGAAUGUGGAUUUAUGGCACUGAGUAUCACACUCAGCUCUGCUGUGUUACCUUUGUGAAACUGGAUGGACCAAACAUUAGCUUGCCAAGCACCAAGUGUGAAAAUGACUUUUGCAGUUCCUUCAUAAGACUAUAACAAUUUCCGACACUUUGAUAGAAAAAAAAAAAAAUUCAAAGCUGUGCCUUUGAGCCUAUACUAUACUGUGUAUGUGUGGAAAUAAAAAUGUAUUGUACUUUCGGAAAAUUUUUUCGUAGGCAUUUUUCUGUCAGAUUUGUAGCAAUUUGUGAGGUUUGUUAGAGAUUAACAUAGGUUUUCUUUCUGUAUUAUAAAAAGCACCAAGCAAUUAUGGUGGACCUAUUACCCUAUGGGUAAGAAAUAAAUGGAAAUAUGACAUCGGAUGUUUUAGCAAUUGUUCUGUAAAUAAAAUCUUUGAUCACACCAUUCAGUGUGAUAAUCAUGUCUACAGCUAAAAUGGAAAUAGUUUUAUCUGUACAGUUGUGCAAGAUAUGGUUUCACACUCAAAUAAAAAGUAUUGAAAUGA
Messenger RNA from Equus caballus (horse), 8649 nucleotides. Lineage: Eukaryota; Metazoa; Chordata; Mammalia; Perissodactyla; Equidae. The record is from RefSeq and is a predicted model, not a curated record.